AUGUUCAAGAAAUCGCGCUUAAAAAAGCGAAUCAGCACCCGACGUCGCACCUCGGUGGAGUAUCCUUGUCAGCGCUACAUUUUGCGGCGAUGUGGGGAGUUGCUCGUUGCUCGAGAGGCCCACUUGCUUUCCAAUUUGGAGGCCCUACAGAUGCGCAUCAAUGAGGCUGAAAGUGACACUGUGCCACGAAAGGAGCGCUUUACCAACUGUCCAGGUCUGGUGGCUUCAGGCACCGCAUUCCAGCGCAUUCCCGCGCAUUCCCGCUACUACGCAUGCUACACCCAUCCUCCAUUCCAGUAUGGGACCUUCGCCGCGAGUUCUGCACUUUGCAUAAACACCUGGCAGAAACGCUGGGAUCUCGAGACAUCCUGUGACAGUCAUCCUGUGGCAGGCAAGACCAAAGGAGGUUCCACAGGCUCGCAGAACUGCGUCUCGAGGAAGUCGAGGAACCUUGUCACAACCCAAGCCCACUGCGUCAAGUUCCUCGAGUUCCUUGGUCUGGGAGCUGUGGCGACUACCUCGCUGACCUGUGGAGAUUUGCUUGCAGAAGAGGCACCUUUGCUACAGACCGGCUUUGGCUUGCCUUCAGCCGAAAGGCAGAUGGAGAAGCUCAGCGCAGGACAGCGUGAACAGAUUUGGAAUCUCAGUGAUUGCUCUGGACCUGGAGCAGAGACAAGCCUAGAAGGUAUCCUGGACACCAACUGCUUCCGGCCGGAUUUGAGCACCGAUGUACGGGUUUUAUGCCCGACUCUGGCCCGCUUCAACCACUCAUGUUUGCCCAAUUGCCAGCAAGCUUGGGAUGGCGACCAGGGAACAAUGAGAAUUAGUGCUUGCACCCAGAUUCAAGAAGGCGAUGAGCUGUGCAUUGAUUACAUCGAUGUCCGCCAGAGCAGAGACCAGCGACAAUUCGAGCUGCGUCAGAAGUACGGUUUUGAGUGCAGCUGCCCGGCGUGUGCUGCCCCGCGGGAAGGCAGUGAUGAAAGGAGGAUCAAUAUGGCAAAGUUUGACCAGGAGAUUGGCAUAGCAUCGCCUGAGCGUUGUCUUCAGAUUGUUGGCAGCCUUUUACAGCUCUAUGACGAUGAAAGUCUGCAAUUGCAGGCAUUGAGAGGCCGUGCUUGUCUAGAUGCAUGCGCCGCAUGCGCUCGACUGGGAGAUGCAGAAGGGCUGAAGAGCUGGGCGCAAAGAGCAAAGCGGCACUACGCUGAUGCUGUAGGCCCCUUUCAUGCGCUGACGCAAAAAGCUGCUGCAUAUUCUUCGAAACCGCGCAGCCAUCGAUUGUGGAGAUAA
Molecule: messenger RNA, 1287 nt
Organism: Cladocopium goreaui
Lineage: Eukaryota; Dinophyceae; Suessiales; Symbiodiniaceae
Source: the annotation of a GenBank genome assembly